CGUAAUGGAAACAAAAGACUUGGAUAAUUUUAGUGAAAUUCGCUUGGAUUGUAAAUCCGAAAGUCAUAGUGAUACGGAAACCGAAAGUGACGCUGAAUCCCAUAGUGAUUCCGAAUAUCACAAUGAUCGAACUACUCCCCAACGAAUACCUUUAGAGCCCGUAGACUUUGAGAAAUAUGUACACGAGAAUUAUGAGGAUAAAAUAAAAAUAUUAAAUCGUUCAACAUUUCAACAGAUUCCUAAACCAAUUAUAAUAUCUUUCAAUCAUUUUCGUGAAAAAUGUGCCUACCACACCAAAUAUUUGGAUAGAUUGCAUGAAUUGUGUUUGAAAUAUGGAGAUCGUAUUGAGUUCAUAGCAGCCGAUAUAUUUGAUAUAGAUAUAUUGAAAUAUAAACGAAUUUCUAUAGAGUUUUUCUAUGAUGAAAAUCCUGAAAAUGUGAUACCCACUAUUUUUGCCAUCGAUGAACAGAAACGUGUGCACGAACUAAACUAUACAGAGGAGCAGAGUUUGGAAAAUCUAUCGAAUUUAUGUGAAAAUCUUUUAAAUGGCAGCCUAUUUAAAUCGCAACCCCUGCCAGUUACGGAUAAAGUCAGUCAUGUGAAAAUCUGUGUUCAUGAUAAUUACAAGGAGUUGGUGACAAAUUACAUGAAACAUAUUUUACUAAUAGUGAAUCAUACAGAUUAUGAUGAGCUUAACAUGGAAGAUGGUGAUAAAUAUGAAGCUGUAGCUGAACAAUUGGCAGCUUAUAAUGUGGAUGUUGUUUACAUAAAUGGCGACAAGAACUAUUUGCCAUAUGAAUUGGGAAUUGUAUGUUAUACGACCAUGAUAAUUAUACCACCGGAUGAUAAAACAGAUUUCCUAACUCAUCCAAUUAUAGGCCCUGAAACACAGGAAAAUAUUAUCAACUGCAUUAUAGCAUAUAAGAAAGAUCGUAAGACAUAUAUGGAACUAAAGCAAAAGGAAUUAGGUAACGUAUGGUACCAUCCUUUAACUAUAACACCAGACUUAAAUAUAGACCUUAAAGAUCUGCAGCAGUAUUUACAAGACAAUUGUGGCCCUUGCCUGAAUGUAUUUGAGCGCGAAACUUUCCAAACCUGCAAAGAACCUAUUAUUAUAGCAUUUAUGGAUUUUCAAAAUGGUAAAUGUUUAGCUGAUCAUAUGAAAUGGAUAGAUCAAAUCUAUCAAGUAGCCAUUAAUCUCGCCGAACAAAGAGAAUAUUUUAUAGCUGAUUUCAAAGACAUAGAUGUAAUCAAUAGUCAAUGGAAACCUCAAGAUUUCAGCGAAACUAUGGCACCUAAAGUAUUCGGUUUAGAUAGUAAUAAAAAUAAAUUUGUAAUGAAGGAAUUUAAAAAUGCCGCCUCACUGUUCUAUUUUGCGUAUAAUUUGUCUGCAGGAUAUCUGGGUGAAGAAGAAAUGGUGAAUUCUAGUAAUUAA
Calliphora vicina (urban bluebottle blowfly) is the source of this 1435-nucleotide messenger RNA. RefSeq lists its product as uncharacterized. NCBI's taxonomy places the organism in Eukaryota, Metazoa, Arthropoda, Insecta, Diptera, Calliphoridae. The transcript has a single exon. The coding region runs from base 5 to 1435 and encodes 476 amino acids. The record is from RefSeq and is a predicted model, not a curated record.